Messenger RNA from Dalotia coriaria, 1812 nucleotides. Its product is annotated as 15-hydroxyprostaglandin dehydrogenase [NAD(+)]-like. The record is from RefSeq and is a predicted model, not a curated record. The transcript has 5 exons. Gene Ontology annotation, cellular component: cytoplasm. The coding region runs from base 120 to 887 and encodes 255 amino acids. Gene Ontology annotation, molecular function: oxidoreductase activity, acting on the CH-OH group of donors, NAD or NADP as acceptor. Lineage: Eukaryota; Metazoa; Arthropoda; Insecta; Coleoptera; Staphylinidae.
CGUCGCGACGCUUUUUAGGGUGCGGCACGCGUCACGCGUCCGAACCUCGACGACAACAUUGAACUUCAGUACCGCUACCGACAUCAAACGCACCCUCGCCGCCCGCAUAAACCCGCGCAAUGGACAUGAAAGGCAAAGUGGUCCUGGUGACCGGCGGUGCGUCCGGCCAUGGCCGUCAGUAUUGCGUCGAGCUGUUCAAACAAGGAUGCAAGAUUUCCAUAUGUGACAUCAACACCGAUGCAGGUGAAGAGCUGCUGCAUGAAUUAAUGAAACAAGGCGGCACUGCUUCCUCUGUGAUUUUCAACCCCUGCGAUGUGACGGAUUACAUGCAAUUCGAGGAGGCUUUUCAGGCGACCAUUUCAAAACUCGGUGGGGUGGACAUUGUUGUCAACAAUGCAUCCGUGAUGAAUGAUCGUUUAUGGGAACUUGAAGUUGAUGUCAAUUUGAAUGGUGUUAUUAGAGGAUUACUAUUGGCGUUUAGAUUUCUAGGAAGAGAUCGUGGUGGACCUGGAGGGAUUGUUGUCAAUAUCGGAUCAAGUUCUUGUCAGAAUCCUUUAAUAUCGUUGCCUGUUUUUACUGCAACCAAACAUGCAGUGGCAGCCAUGACUCGUUGCUAUGGUGAUGCAUCUCAUGUUAAUCUAACUGGUGUAAAGGUGGUGGCAAUGUGCCCUGCACCAACUCCAGCGGCUCUUCAGGGUGAUGCUCGUAAACGUUUGCUAAGUGGAGAGUAUGAACAAACAUGGCAGCGAGAUGUUUCAAAAACAACACCUUUAAAGUCAGAACAUGCUGCAAAAGCUCUUGUUGAAAUAAUAAGAAAAGCACCAAGUGGAAGUUGUUGGUUAGUAGAAAACUCCAAGGCCCCGAGCGAAAUCAAAAUGUUUUCCUAAUUGCUCACCGUCGAACUAAUAAGAACGAAAACAAAUGCAAUCAACAAUAAUAAAGCUCAUCGUACUAUUCUACCACCAACAAAUGCAUAUCUUUCAAAAUUAGCAUAACUCACAUCACAAGAACGUAAAAAGAAUUGACAACAAUCAAAUCAAAUAAUCUACACAUAUAAAAUAUAAGCAUAUAUUUUAAAACUAAAGAAAAACUAUGAUAAAUGAUGACAAUGCAAAUCAACACAAGAAUCGUCAAGACAGCUAAUGGCAAAAGAUAACACCACCUAAUUAUUUACAUGUAUAAAAAACGUAUUUAACAUUUUUGAAAUUUUAUAAAACUUGUCUACUAACAAACGCGAUCAUUCAUAUUUUUUCCAAAAAACGGUGUAGAAAGUAUAUAAUGAUAUGGAAAAAACGCUUAUUAAAUGUAUACUUAUACUCGAAGCUUAAUUUACAACUUAAAACUGUAUAGAUAUCUAGGGAUGAUAACUUUCCGAAAGUCUAAAUCUGUGCUUAUGAAUAGCUUUAUGUUGGCCAAACUCUACUUUUUACACUCACUUUCGGAUUGCAUUUUGAAAUUUUUGAGAGUUUUGAGACGUUAUACACAUAAAAAAGUAUUGGAAUUUUUAAAACAGAUACAUGUGAUGGUCGAAUACGCCUAAUAUUAAUAUACAUGCAUUAAACUAAAUUAAAUAAAACAAUUGUAAUUGAACUAUUCUUUUACUUUGUAAAAGUUACAAGUUAAGUUUAAAUAUUUACGAGUUGAAUUAAAUUUUGAACAAAUUUUGAUAUUUCUGGCAUUGUAUUACAUAAACAUUAAAUUUUACUGAUUUUAAAUCAAUGUUUUAAGAAUAUAUUAAUUGAAUAAUGUAAAAAUAUAAAUGGAUUCAAAAGUGUAACUGAAACGUAAUGAAAAUAAACUAUUAAUCAUUUA